AGCAUGUUUUUUUUCUGUUUGAAUUUAUGGAGUCUGAGUGGUGUGUUUGGUGUUGAGUCAGUGAAGUCAGUGUCAGUAACAGAGGGAGAAUCAGUAAGUCUAAACUCUGAUCUUACUGAAAUACAGAGAGACGAUGAGAUAACGUGGAAAUUUGAAGACAUUAUGAUAGCUAAAAUCUACGGGAAGGACAAUAAGAGCAGGUUUUAUGAUGAAUACACUGAUGGGAGAUUCAGAGACAGACUGAAGCUGGAUCAUCAGACUGGAUCUCUGAGCAUCACAAACACCAGAACCACAGACUCUGGAGUUUAUAAAGUAACCAGCAAAAGCUCAGGGACCCCACUCAACAUCUUCAGUCUUACUGUCUAUGCUCAUCUGCCUGUUCCCGUCAUCACCAGAGACUCCUCACAAAAUUCUUCAUCAUCAUCAUCAUCAUCAUCAUAUUGUUCACUGCUGUGUUCAGUGGUGAAUGUGGGUCAUGUGACUCUCUCCUGGUACAAAGGAAACAGUAUCUUCUCCAGCAUCAGUGUGUCUGAUCUCAACAGAAGUCUUUCUUUACAUCUGGAGUGUCUGGAUGAUUCCUACAGCUGUGUGGUGAACAAUCCCAUCAGCAACCAGACUCAACACCUCAACAACACUGAACUCUGUCAGCCAUGUUCAGGUGUGUUUGGUGCUGAGUCAGUGAAGUCAGUGUCAGUAACAGAGGGAGAAUCAGUAAGUCUAAACUCUGAUCUUACUGAAAUACAGAGAGACGAUGAGAUAAUGUGGAAAUUUGAAAACAUUAUGAUAGCUAAAAUCUACGGGAAGGACAAUAAGAGCAAGUUUCAUGAGGAUAAUGCUGAUGGGAGAUUCAGAGAUAGACUGAAGCUGGAUCAUCAGACUGGAUCUCUGAGCAUCACAAACACCAGAACCACAGACUCUGGACUUUAUAAAGUCACCAGCAAAAGCUCAGGGACCCCACUCAACAUCUUCAGUCUUACUGUCUAUGCUAAUCUGCCUGUACCUGACAUCAUUAGAAACUGUUCAUCAUCAUCAUCAUCAUCACAGCAGAAUUGUUCACUGCUGUGUUCAGUGGUGAAUGUGAGUCAUGUGACUCUCUCCUGGUACAAAGGAAACAGUUUAUUGUCCAGCAUCAGUGUGUCUGAUCUCAGCAUCAGUCUCUCUCUACCUCUGGAGGUGGAAUAUCAGGAGAAAAACACCUACAGCUGUGUGCUCAACAAUCCCAUCAGCAACCAGACCACACAUCUGAACAUCAGUGAACUCUGUCUGCCAUGUCCAGAUGUGAUAGUGUUGGUCUCUGCUGCUGCUGCUGCUGGAUCUCUGUUGAUCGUAGCUGCAGUUGGGAUCUUCUGCAUCUGCAGGAAACACAGAAAAACAGACAAAGAAGUUCAGACCCGUGAUAGAGAGAUCACUUACGCUGAUCCCACAUUUUACAAAAGACAUAAAUCGGUAAGCAGUGCUACAGAACAGGAUAAUGUGGUGUACGCAGGAGUCUCAAGACGUUGA
Molecule: messenger RNA, 1503 nt
Organism: Sinocyclocheilus grahami
Lineage: Eukaryota; Metazoa; Chordata; Actinopteri; Cypriniformes; Cyprinidae
Product: Down syndrome cell adhesion molecule homolog
Exons: 8
Coding region: 4-1503 (499 amino acids)
Source: RefSeq, a predicted model, not a curated record